This is a messenger RNA of Salvia splendens (bonfire salvia), 1989 nucleotides long. RefSeq names its product L-ascorbate oxidase. The transcript is spliced from 5 exons. The record is from RefSeq and is a predicted model, not a curated record. Lineage: Eukaryota; Viridiplantae; Streptophyta; Magnoliopsida; Lamiales; Lamiaceae. Gene Ontology annotation, cellular component: extracellular region; plasmodesma. The coding region runs from base 259 to 1881 and encodes 540 amino acids. Gene Ontology annotation, molecular function: copper ion binding; oxidoreductase activity.
AGAAUAUUAUGACCCAGCUACACCACGCACUAUCACUGAAUAUAUACUUGUCUAAUUUCUACAUCCCCUUUCUCUCUGUCUCUCACUCUUCAAUAUAUAUGUGACUGACUUAUAAUCUUCCACUAUUGCAAGUGCUGCACUAUAAUCUUCCCAAAAGAUGGGUGUGUUUUUUGAUUCGUUGCUGGUUUUCAUUUGGUGAUAAUAUUAAGCUCAGCAACGGCGGCUAAAGUCCGACAUUUGAAAUGGGAGGUGGAAUACAUGCACUGGUCUCCAGAUGACCAAGAAGGUGUGGUCAUCGCCAUCAACGGCCAGUUCCCCGGCCCCACUAUACGUGCCCGGGCCGGAGACACCCUUCACCUCCACCUCACCAACAAGCUUCACACCGAGGGCGUUGUCAUCCAUUGGCACGGAAUCAGACAGAUUGGGACGCCAUGGGCCGACGGGACAGCCUCGAUAUCGCAGUGUGCCAUUAAUCCGGGAGAGGCAUUUGUCUAUAGGUUUAAAGUCGACCGGGCGGGGACAUACUUUUACCAUGGGCACUACGGUAUGCAACGGUCGGCCGGGCUUUACGGGUCGUUGAUCGUGGACGUGGGAGAAGGGGAGAAGGAGAAGUUUGAGUAUGAUGGAGAGUUGAGUAUUCUGCUGAGUGAUUGGUGGCAUAAGGGAUCUCGUGAACAAGAGGUUGAUCUCUCCUCCAAACCCAUGCGUUGGAUUGGUGAGCCACAGACAUUGUUGAUCAAUGGGAGAGGGCAGUUCAAUUGCUCAUUAGCGGCGCAUUUUAGCAACUCCACCGUAGCGCCGUGCAAGUUAAGCGGCAAUGAACAGUACGCGCCUUAUAUCCUUAAAGUCCACCCCAACAAGACCUACCGGCUCAGGAUAGCCAGCUCCACUGCACUGGCUUCACUCAACUUGGCUAUUGGGAAUCACAAGAUGAGGGUGGUGGAAGCGGACGGCAACUACGUGAAGCCAUUCACCGCGGACAACAUCGAUGUCUACUCCGGCGACAGCUACUCCGUCCUCUUCCGAACCGACCAAUCCCCCUCCCACAACUACUGGCUCUCGGCCACCGUCCGCGGCCGUGAGCCCCACACGCCCCCCGCCCUCGCCAUCCUCAACUACCUCCCCACCUCCCCCUCCCACCUCCCCACCUCCCCCCCUCCCACCUCCCCCCGCUGGGACGACUACCCCUCCAGCAAAGCCUUCUCCCACCAAAUCCUCUCCCUCCCGGGCUCCCCCACACCCCCAAAAACCCCCCACCGCCGCCUCAUCCUUCUAAACACCCAAACCUACAUCAACGGCUACACCAAAUGGUCCAUCAACAACAUCUCUUUAACCCUCCCCACCACCCCCUACCUAGGCUCCAUAAAAUACAACAUAACCAACGCCUUCGACGCCAAAAGCCCCCCCGACCGGGCCCCACCGGGGUACAACGUGAUGCGGCCGGCCCCAAACCCUAACUCGACGUACGGAAGCGGCGUGUACGUGCUCGAGUUUAACUCGACGGUGGAUGUGGUGCUGCAGAAUGCGAAUGCGCUCAAGGACAAUGUGAGCGAGAUUCAUCCGUGGCAUCUGCACGGGCAUGAUUUCUGGGUGGUGGGGUACGGGGAGGGGGAGUUUAAGGAAGGGGACGCGGCAGGGUUCAAUCUGAGAGACCCGCCGUAUAGGAACACGGCGGUGAUUUUUCCUUACGGGUGGACGGCGGUGAGGUUCGUGGCGGAUAAUCCUGGGGUUUGGGCGUUUCAUUGCCAUAUUGAGCCGCAUUUGCAUUUGGGGAUGGGGGUGGUGUUCGCGGAAGGGGUGGAGCGUGUGAGAGGGAUUCCGAACGAGGCAAUCGCGUGUGGUUUGACGGGGAAAAUGCUCAUGAGAAAUGGGACUCGUUGAGAUGAAUGAGUUAAUUUAUGUUUUGAUUUGAGAGGAGAUGUUAUUAAAUGUAAUACCCGCCCCUUUUAUUACCUUGCGUGAAUAAAAUUGUCGAACUAGUAAAUCCUA